Messenger RNA from Austrofundulus limnaeus, 2066 nucleotides. RefSeq names its product NMD3 ribosome export adaptor (gene nmd3). Gene Ontology annotation, molecular function: ribosomal large subunit binding. The record is from RefSeq and is a predicted model, not a curated record. Gene Ontology annotation, biological process: ribosomal large subunit export from nucleus. NCBI's taxonomy places the organism in Eukaryota, Metazoa, Chordata, Actinopteri, Cyprinodontiformes, Rivulidae. Gene Ontology annotation, cellular component: nucleus; cytoplasm. The coding region runs from base 257 to 1771 and encodes 504 amino acids. The transcript is spliced from 16 exons.
GAGAAAAACGUCCAUGUAUUGACUUGUCAGCACAAGGUUGUAGUUAUAGUCAUCGAAAUGAUUUGUGCAUAUUUUUAGUUUGUUUAUUCAUUAUAAGUCUUUAAUAAUACUCCCGACAUUACCAAACUAGCGUCCAAUGCUAAAUGAGUAGAGAUGCUAAUUCCACAGGCAUCUCACGUCUGUUUGUGGCGCUUGUUUGCCGACAGCGAAAAAUAAAAUUCACGGGGCUUCGGAGAUCCAGUCUGUCAAAUUGAAAAUGGAGUACAUGCAAGCUCCUGCUAGCAGCAGCCAGGGUAAUAUCCUGUGCUGUACCUGCGGUGUCCCCGUCCCUCCCAACCCUGCCAACAUGUGUGUCGACUGCCUGCGAACUCAGGUCGACAUCUCAGAGGGAAUUCCCAAACAAGUCACAGUACACUUCUGCAAGCAGUGUGAACGGUACCUUCAACCACCAGCCACCUGGGUGCAGUGUGCUCUGGAGUCCAGGGAGCUGCUGGCUCUUUGCCUAAAAAAGCUUAAGAGCUCAAUGACCAAAGUGCGUCUCAUUGAUGCUGGCUUUCUGUGGACCGAGCCGCACUCAAAGAGGAUUAAGAUGAAACUGACCAUCCAGAAAGAGGUGAUGAAUGGCGCCAUCCUGCAGCAGGUGUUUGUGGUGGAGUUUGUCAUUCAGUCCCAGAUGUGUGACGACUGCCAUCGUGUGGAGGCCAAGGACUUCUGGAAGGCAGUCAUCCAAGUUAGACAGAAGACUGUUCAUAAAAAGACAUUCUACUAUCUAGAACAGCUGAUCCUGAAGCAUAAACUCCAUCAGAAUGRUCUCAACAUCAAAGAAAUUCAUGACGGGAUUGAUUUUUACUARGGCUUCAAGCAGCAUGCACAGAAGAUGGUUGACUUCUUGCAGUGCACUGUGCCCUGCAGGUGUAAAACAUCUCAGCGCCUCAUCUCUCAUGAUAUUCAUUCUAACACCUACAACUAUAAGAGCACUUUCUCUGUAGAAAUCGUUCCUGUGUGUAAGGACAAUGUUGUGUGUCUUUCACCGCGGCUGGCGCAGAGCCUGGGGAACAUGGGUCAAAUCUGUGUGUGUCUUCGUGUCACCAGCACCAUCCACCUCAUCGAUCCUCGCACGCUGCAGAUUGCGGAGGUGGACGGGAACACGUUCUGGCGCAAUCCCUUCAGCAGUCUCUGUAGCCCACGGCAGCUGGAGGAGUUCAUCGUUAUGGACAUCGACAUCAUCCGGGACCAGAAGCUGGGUGCCGGGGCCGGCAUGAGGUCCAACAAGCACACCCUGGCUGAUGUGUGGGUCCAGAAAACAUCAGAGAUGGAUACGAGUCAGCAGUACCACUGCCGCACCUACCUGGGCCACCUGCUCAACAUCGGAGACCUGGUGCUGGGGUAUGACUUUGCCAACUCCAACAUUAACGAUGAAUACCUGAACAAGAUGAACUCUCAUCAUAUUCCUGAUGUGGUGCUGAUCAAGAAGAGCUACGACCGCAGCAGGAGAGUGAAGCGCAGGAACUGGAAACUGCAGGAGAUGGCCAGAGACCGUGAAGGCAUGGAUACAGAUGAUGAAAGACAAUACCAAGACUUCCUGGAGGACCUGGAGGAAGAUGAGGCUUUGAGGAAGAAUGUCAACAUCUACAGAGAUGCCUCAAAGAUCCCAGUGGAGAGCGACACGGACGACGACGGAGCGCCUCGUAUCUCCCUGGUGGAGAUGCUGGAGGAGCUCAGUCUGAAUGAUGCCACAGGAGGAGAGGGCGCUGACAUGAUGACAGAGUAACCAGCUGCUUCUCUGCCGCCUGGCGUCUACAGCUGAUAUAUCUUAUUUCAGAUCUGAUGAUAUAAUCACAGAAGGUCUGAUUUUGACUUAGCAAAGUGAGCACUCAUUAGGUUUGGGAAUUAAAAGAGAAAAAACAUCAAGUGUGAUGACUGACGAUCGUAAUAAAUUGGGACUUUCUCUACAGCAAAAAUAAUUUUCUCUGGCCUCUUCUACAGCACAUAUUUUCAUAUAACUUCUUUGAUUGAUACAAAAAUGGAGUUCUUCUAAUAAAUAUUUGCCUUCGCUCGUCAACACA